Drosophila grimshawi is the source of this 3397-nucleotide messenger RNA. RefSeq lists its product as uncharacterized. The transcript has 9 exons. Gene Ontology annotation, molecular function: G protein-coupled receptor activity. NCBI's taxonomy places the organism in Eukaryota, Metazoa, Arthropoda, Insecta, Diptera, Drosophilidae. Gene Ontology annotation, cellular component: membrane. The record is from RefSeq and is a predicted model, not a curated record. Gene Ontology annotation, biological process: G protein-coupled receptor signaling pathway. The coding region runs from base 1098 to 2753 and encodes 551 amino acids.
UGAUUUUUUACUAGUUUAUUUAUUUGGCUGAAUUUGAAAGAUUAAUUGUAUUUCUUCAUUUUGUUGUUCGGAUUCUUAAACAGGCUUUCGACCUGCCGCCGCUUUUUAAUGUUGCUCUGCUUUUUUCAGACAACAAUUAAAAAUAAUUAACAAAACAAUCAUCUUUGUCAGUUAGCCUUGUAAAGAGCUUUUCUAUGCUACCGAAAUGUCUCCUGCUUGAGCUUUUCGUGCCUGCCACCUGCGAGAGCUUGAAAGCUGCGUUGGUGGUGCUUUAGCGCGUGCCUGUGCAGCAGCAGAGAAUGUGGGAGCUUUGCUUGAGAAGAAUUUGUGCAGGCACCUGUGCUAUGCUAAAAGCUACUUGCUGCUGUUAUCUCCCCUCUCUCAUUCUCAGUCCCUCUCGCUCCACUCUUUCAUUCCCUGUCUCUCUCUCUCUGUCCAAUGUUAUGGUGUAGAAAUUCCUCAAAUCGAGUGCGACGCGUUCCGUUCAUUUAUCAAGCCGUUAAAUGGCAGCUGCUCACAUCGCCGUCCCCCCACACCAUCUCACGCACACACACACACACACACACACAAACAUACACACACAACAUUAGGGAGCUUCAGCACCUGUAAACUACCCCGCUGGCCCAUUGUCUGCCUGCUGCGAGGCGGUGUUCAAUUCAAUCUCCUGCGUUAUUCAGUCUGCUCGCGAUGCUCUGUCGUUGAUCUUCACGUGCGCUGCGACGGAAUUCGUGGUGCUGUCCGAUCUAAUAAAUUUUUGUUUUGAUUUGGCCGCGUGCUGCGUGGGUGUUGAAUAUUGUGAAUGGUUAAUGUUUUCAAUAUGUUUAAUAAUAAACGAUCGUUUCACCGUUGAUUGUCGUUGGCAAAGGUCCAUUAUAUAUAUUCUCUGUAGCUCUCUGUAUCUUUUCGACUCUGUACGCUGGGAAUUUGUGGUGUGCAUGUGGGUGUGGCAGCUGCUGACCGAAGUGCAUUAGGAAUUACCAUUGCAAACGGAAUUGCAAUCUGCAUCGGAAUCAAGAAGUUCAAGUGCCUAGUCCAACAACAUCCCUCUUCCUCCGCAACGACUGGUGCCAAACGAGAAGGAGACAGCAGGCAGCAGGAUGACGACGCUGACAGCGACGUCGACAGCGAUGCCAGGCGAUGGCAAUGCCGCUGCAAAAAUGUUUUCGGAUGCGGAUGUGGCGGAAGUGCGGCACGUUGUGCAACGCAUUUUGGUGCCGUGCGUUUUUGUUAUUGGACUAUUGGGAAAUUCAGUGAGCAUUUAUGUUUUGACGCGAAAGCGCAUGAGGUGCACCACAAACAUUUACCUAUCGGCUUUGGCAAUUACGGACAUUGCGUACCUGACCUUUGUAUUAAUAUUAUCACUCAAACACUAUGAAUAUAUCAAGUACCACUGUGAGCUCUAUUGGCGACUCUAUGGCUUUGUAAUGUGGCUGUGCGAUGCAUGUGCGUACAUCUCAAUUUACAUAGCCGUGUGCUUUACCAUCGAGCGAUUUAUUGCGAUACGCUAUCCGCUCAAAAGACAAACAUUCUGCACAGAAUCGCUGGCCAAGAAGGUAAUAGCAGCCGUCGCGCUCUUCUGUCUGCUGACCACGCUAUCGACGGCAUUCGAGCACACAUAUGACAUCGAUUGGAAAUUGAUUGAUGGCGCGUAUAGGCCCUGUAAUCAGACGCUGGCAAAUGUAUCACCCACACCGGCGCAUCAAACGCCGGGAACCGCCUGGCAUGUGAAUGAAAAUGCCAGCAUGUCCAACACAACGCCUUCCAAUGUGGAGCCGCCAUUGGAUUUGGGCAGCGGCGCUGGUGAGUCGGACCACAUUCCAAGCAGGCAGCGUCGCUUACCAGCAUCCACGUCCGCCUUUGUGGGCGUGACUGCACCAGCCACCGAGCCAACAGCAGCAGCGGCUACUGUCAGCUUCCUGCAUUUGUCACGUGCCAGACGCAACGAAGAAAACUACGACAACGAUGCCAACUUUAAAAACAAUUACAGUAACAACAACAACAACAACAACAGCAACAGCAACAACAAUAACAAUAACAACAACAGCAACAAGAACAACAGCAACAGUAGCGCAUUCGAAUUUAACGUAACGGAAUACUGUCAAAACAUGACUGUCUACGCAAACGAUCUGUCGAGUUUGGGCCAGAAUGCGCUGUACAUUAACAUUUGGAGUGUGUACUCAUUGAUUGUGUUUGUGCUGCUGCCGCUACUCGUCUUGGCCACCUUCAACUGUUUCCUCAUUCUGCUCGUGCACCGCUCGAAGAGCCUUCGAGGGGAUCUAACCAAUGCCAGCAGCAUGCGACGUACCAAGCGCAAGUCGACGUCGGGGCUGACGGGCAGCGUUUCACAGGAGAAUCGGGUGACUAUCACCCUGAUUGCUGUUGUGCUGCUGUUCAUCGUGUGCCAAUUGCCGUGGGCAAUCUAUUUGAUACUGGUGCAGUAUAUGGAUAUAGAAUUGAAUAUACAAAGGAUUGCCGGCAAUGUGUGCAAUCUGCUCGUUGCCAUCAAUGCGGCAGCGAAUUUUUUCUUAUACUGCGUGCUGUCGGACAAGUACCGCAAGACGGUGCGUGAGCUCAUUACCGGCUACCGCUAUCAUCAUCGGCAUGCACGCAACAAUUUCAGCCUCUAUAUGCCACACACGACGACAACAACGAAUGGCGACAGUGCCAGUGCCAGUGGUGGUGCAAGUGGUUAUGGCAGCUAUCGCAAUGCAAACAGUCGACGUUGUCGCCCCACGGGUCGUCUAAUUGCGUGAGUUACGAACAAGUUGAGUUGAUCUCACACUGAACUGACUUGAACAGCACUUUUGUUUUUCUAUAUUUCUAUAUUUUUAUGAUUUUAUUUUGCAUUUUUGUUCCUGUUGCACCGUAGAUAAGGCGUGUCUAAUUAUACAAUUCGAAUGCUAUACAAUCCUUAACUAUGUGGUAGUCUAAGCUGACCAAUACACACAUAUAAAUAUAUAGAAACUUUGUUUUAUAUGCUACCAUACAUUUGUGCCAUAAUGUGAUGAUUAUAGUUUUUAUGAUAUGUAGUUAUCCUAAUCGUAAUUGUUGUUGUCUUAAGCCUCAUAAAUGUAGUCUCAAUACAAAAUACAAUUGAGAACACUAUUCACUUAGCUCAUUGUAUCUUCGAUUAUGUAAAGCUCAAAUGACCUGUAAUAUAAAUCAAAGACUUUGUCAUUUUUUUUUUUUAACUUUAAUCCGCAAGUGUGGAAAAAGAUCAAAGAUUGUAAAACACUCAACUACCAAACAGACAUAACUAGAUUUACAUAUAUAUGUUUGAAUACUUACAACCUAAGAAGUAGCUUAGCUGUUAGCUUGUAAGACUCACAAAUGGAAUCGCAACCAACCCGAAAAAAAAAAUGAAAAAUGAAAUGUCUUUUUUUUCAACUUGAGUAAA